AUGUUUUUAUCCCGUUUUGCAGCUCUUCCGUGCGUUGUGGGGGAGUGGAGCCACUGGAGUGGCUGCGCAGAACAGUGUCAGCCCCACCUGCGGGUACGGAGGCGCUACAUACAACAGGAACCUCAAAACGGGGGGGAACCUUGUCCUGCUCUGGAGCAGAAGGCUGGCUGCCUGGAAUACCUGACCUACCAGGGAGAGGACUGCGGACACGAGCAUGUCCCUGCUUUCAUAACUACCUCUGAAUAUGGUAAAGAAAGAAAUCGGCGAGCGGCGUCUUCUCUCCGGCCUUCAGACAAAGGAGAAGCUGGGUACUGUGUGGAGUUCAGGACGGAGUCCCUCUCCCAGCACUGCGCCCUGGAGAGGCGGCCCCACGCUCGCUGGAUGCAGUACCUGCGAGAAGGACACAGGGUGUGUGUCACCUGCCAGGCUCCAGCCAUCAACCCCCACACCCAGCGAUGCUCCGGAGACGGACACAACGCAGACGGAGGUAAAAUCUUACACUGGGAAGCAGUUGGCAACUCUCUGUGCCAAGGAACCUGGAAGAAGAUUCGGCAACUGGAGCACUGCUCAUGUCCCCUGGUGCAUAGCUUUGUUUUUACAUAAAAAGUUUAAAAGACCUUUAAAACCACCGACAACAAAAAGAUUAAGAAAAUGAACACCAAAGUCAAGAAAGCCACAUCUUUCUGCUGCAUUUUCUGGAGCCUAAACGAAUUUUAAAAGAGUCGGAACUUUGGAAGAAGGAUUUUGGGAA
This is a messenger RNA of Calidris pugnax (ruff), 751 nucleotides long. It is a transcript of the gene SBSPON, whose product is annotated as somatomedin B and thrombospondin type 1 domain containing. Bases 1 to 603 code for a protein of 200 amino acids. The record is from RefSeq and is a predicted model, not a curated record. The transcript is spliced from 4 exons. NCBI's taxonomy places the organism in Eukaryota, Metazoa, Chordata, Aves, Charadriiformes, Scolopacidae.